This is a messenger RNA of Chenopodium quinoa (quinoa), 1708 nucleotides long. Its product is annotated as protein PGR-like. Gene Ontology annotation, cellular component: membrane. Bases 504 to 1388 code for a protein of 294 amino acids. The transcript has 5 exons. The record is from RefSeq and is a predicted model, not a curated record. Lineage: Eukaryota; Viridiplantae; Streptophyta; Magnoliopsida; Caryophyllales; Amaranthaceae.
AUCAUGUUGAAUAGGGAACGAUUGAAUAUCGCCUAAUAAUGGAGCUAAGAGUCAAACUAGACAACCUUACUCAACUUUUGGAGAACUAUUACUCCAAUCAAAUGGGAAGGAAUUAUGUCCAAAUUUCUACCAUAAAAAAAUUAUUUACGUCGAUUGAAAUUCAUCUUUUGACUUUGAGAUUAGGGAGUAGGCUUGUGCCAAAUUUUGCUCUCUUUACUAUAUUGGACUUGUCCGGGCUGAUGCCAGAUUGUGUCUAUUCCGUGCCAGCUGGGCAUGUUCAAAUCCAAUACACGUGCUGACGUGAAAACGUGAUAUACUACGUAGUGUGUUCAUUCUUUUCAAGCUUGACUGCUUGAGAAAUAUACGAGGGAAAAAUAAAACUAACAAUUUCCAGUACGACGGCUUCGACCUCAACCACUCCUCUUCACAAUGUACAUCUUUCAACUUUAUAACCUGUAACAAACUUCAUUUUCUCACAAAUUUCCCCCAAAAAAAUCAAUUCAAUGUUCGAAUCAUCCAUAAAAAUGGAGAGAGCUUUGAUUCAACCUCUACUCGCAGCAUUAAUGGCGGCAAUUAUCGCUAUUCGAUCUUACAGGAAGAAGUCUCUCGAUCUUUCUGGAGCUUUCUUCGGAUUUCUUGUCGUCUUCAUUCAUCUCGCUACUAAUAUCAGGGCUGGAGUUUUGUUGUUAGUGUUUUUCUUUACUUCAUCUAAGUUGACCAAAGUAGGAGCCGAUAAGAAAAGUAAAUCUGAAGCUGAUUACAAGGAAGGCGGUCAAAGGAACUGGAUACAGGUGCUUUUUAACAGUGCCAUUUCUACUGCUUUGGUUGUGACGAUCUGGAAGUUGGUAGCACUGGAAGAUAAGUGUUUGGAUACUAGAGAAUCUACUCUUAUCACAGCACUAUUGGGUGGCAUAAUUGGUCACUACUGUUGUUGCAAUGGAGAUACUUGGUCUUCAGAAAUCGGUGUACUUAGUAAUGCACAGCCUCGACUAAUCACAACCUUAAAGGUAGUUCGCAAGGGUACAAAUGGUGGUGUCACAAGAACAGGGCUCCUGGCAGCUGCAGCUGGAGGCGCUGUGAUUGGACUUUCUUUCACUGUGUUCGGAUAUUUUACUAUUAACUGUCCUUCUGAUGUGGCUUUGAAACAACUUCUGGUUAUACCCCUUGCAACACUUGCUGGACUGUUUGGCAGUUUGUUAGAUUCUUUAUUGGGUGCUACACUGCAAUUCAGCGGGUUUUGUACUGUUCGUAAUAAGGUUGUUGGAAAACCUGGACCAACUGUCAAGCGCAUAUCAGGCGUUGAUAUUCUAGACAACAAUGCUGUCAAUCUUGUCUCAGUACUGCUCACCACCCUGCUGACUUCUGUUGCCUGUGUGUACAUAUUCUGAGACCGUAAAAAAUUCAGCUAUACUAUCUUCAAAUUUUGAUAGCCUAUUCUCUGCUAUAAGAUGCUGAGUUGAUCUAUACACCUCAACAUGAAUUCAAUAACUAGCUUGAUGAUGAAAUCACGAGGGCUUCAUAGUUUUUAUAGACCAGACAUUGUAGUUCUUAGUCUUCCCAUUUUAAACUUUUUGAAAUAAGUUCACAUGUACAUUUUCUGUUCUUACUUUCUGGAAGAUUGAAACGAUUGAAGUUGUCUGUAAGAAAUAUCUCGUAUGUUGGAAAAUUUGUUGAAUACUGAUGUUAGAAAUGGCAAAGAAUUUAAUAU